UAAUUCACGCUGUUAUAAAUUACACAUGGUGUAUGUGCAUUGAAACAAAAAACCUAGACUGUCAAAAUAACUGUAAAAAAUAAUAGUUUUAGUGAUUUUUAUAAAGAUAAAAUAGUAGUUAAUAAUUAAAUUAGUUUGAGUUUGGUUCUGCAUCGAAAACUGUAAUGUUAUAUUCAAUGUGGGCUUCGAAUGUUUUGAAUUUCAGUCAUAUAUUUCCAUUGAGGCUUUAGGAUUAGUCCAUGCAGCCAGAAACGAAAUUUCAGGAAAACUACAUCGCAAUAUGUACCAUCGACCUUCAAAAGGAUAUUUUGUACUUCUUGUAGUAGUGAUUUUGCUGUACUACACUCUUUAUUAUAAUGAAGAAAAAAAUACCUAUAUUCUGCAAAAAGAGCAGGUUGACUCUCCGAUCAAGCAAGAAAUAUCAUACUUAAUCAACACCUCCCAAUGUAGAAUUCCAAAAAGCAAUCCAUACAGCGAAGAUAUUAUCAACUUUAUUUCUACAGAAAAGUACUUUAAAUGUUCAGAUAAAGCUUUGCUAUCAUACAUUAGCAAAACGAACGAUGUUGUUACUCUACAUUUCAACCACAGCGCACAACGAGAAUACAGUUUUUUCAACAUAAAAUGCUGCUAUUCAAAUAUUACUCGAAUUAAUUACGAAACAGAGGUGGAUGACGAAAUCAAACUGACCGAUUGUAUUCCCUUCGAAGACUCAGUAGAAAUAAAGUUUUCGUACGUAAAAGUCAAAUGUUCAACAUUUUUUAGUAACGUAUACAGCAAUGUCCACGCUACCACUUUGCCAGUGUCUAAAAAAUCUAAGAAGCCUGGCGAGAAACCAGUAUUCAGUAUUAUGUUGCUCGGAAUAGACAGCAUGUCAAAAUCUAAUAUAGAACGCACUAUGCCAGAAACCUACAAAUGGGCCGAGCAAAACAUGGUUAGUCUUAAGGGUUACAACAAGGUCGGCGACAACACUUUUCCUAAUUUGAUGGCAAUUCUCACUGGAUAUAACAUGGAUCAGUUAUCAACUUUUUGUAACCGAACCAUUAAAUUAAACCAUUGUAGGUUUAUCUGGGACAAAUUUAAAGAAUCUCAAUACAUGACAGCAUAUGCAGAAGACGAAUGCAAAAUUAACACGUACCACUUUGACCGUCCAGGAUUUUUAGAAGAACCAACUGAUUAUUAUUAUCGUCCUUAUUUUUUAGCAGCAGAGGAUUUGAGUGUUGUAAUGAGAGAAGAUAUGACCUACUGUACCGGUCCAGAAACUUCUGGAGAAAGGAUACUAAAUUCAGCUAAAGACUUUGCUGUUACAUUUAAGGACGUUCCAUCGUUUGGAUUAUUUUGGAGUAACAGUUACAGCCACGAUAGUAUUAAUAUGCCCAGGGUUAUGGAUAAACCACUGCUACAGUUGUUGUCUGAUACUGAAUUCAACAAUGCUUUAAAUAAUACUGUUUUAAUAUUUUUUAGUGAUCAUGGUUUCAGAUUUGGUGAUGUUAGAUUUACUCAUACCGGAUGGGUAGAAGAACGGCUUCCUUUUAUAUAUUUUAGAUUUCCAGAUCAUUUCAAACGGACAUACGCAGAAGAAUACAAUAAUUUAAUAACCAACACUAAUCGGUUAACCUCACCCUAUGAUGUCCACAAUACACUACAAUACAUAUUGAACAUCUCCAAUAAUUCUUACGUACCAUUGUGGAGUGAGGGAUGUCAAAGAUGCCAGACUUUGUUCACUGAAAUUCCUGAAAACAGGACAUGUAAAGAUGCUGGAAUUAGUCAGCAUUGGUGUACUUGCAAUGGACAUACAUACAUUAAACCAACUCAUCCCAAAGUAACGGAAGUCUCCAAAUUUGUUGUAAACCAAAUUAAUAACAUUCUACACACAACCGAUGGUGGUUCAUUAUGCGCAGAUUAUACUUUAUCUAAAGUAAUUACUUCGGGGGUAUCUGAACCGUAUUGGAACGAAGGUCACAAACACGUCCAUUACUUUUUAGUGAUGCUGGAAACAAGUCCUAAGGCUAGUUUUGAAGCUACCGUUGAAGCUGCAUACGACGGAGUAGAUAAGAGUUUUAAGCUCUUAGGUGAUAUUAGUAGAAUAGAUAGAUAUGAACCUGUUACAGGAUGUAUUAAAAAUGAUGGCUAUUUAAAAAAAUUCUGCUACUGCAAUGGAUACAAAUUUACAAAAAUGUUUCGUAUAUUUAGGUAGCACUCAAUUAUACUUAUGUAGGAUUUAAA
Diabrotica virgifera virgifera (western corn rootworm) is the source of this 2223-nucleotide messenger RNA. RefSeq lists its product as uncharacterized. The transcript has 4 exons. Bases 281 to 2194 code for a protein of 637 amino acids. NCBI's taxonomy places the organism in Eukaryota, Metazoa, Arthropoda, Insecta, Coleoptera, Chrysomelidae. The record is from RefSeq and is a predicted model, not a curated record.